UUUGUGGCCAUUAAUAGAAAAUUUUCGAGGGGAGCGCUCAAAUCACCAGCCCAAAGGGAGAAAAACACUGCAGAAGCACCAAGUGCCUCGCCACUUCUUCUUCCACCGCCCAUAUACCUCUUUCAUUUCUCGCUUUUCAUGGAUGUUACUGCAUUCUUUGUCUUUGCCUUUGGCUCUUCUUAAUUCUCUCUAAUACUAUUUUCUCUGCAUUUUCCCAUCUUAUCCAAAUCUCAAUUCCAUUCUUCAUCAUCUUGAAGCGUUUUUCUUCACCUUGCCCUCGGUUGUUGAGGCCCACGUGGGCUUGCCCUCGCCAACUCUCAGCUUUGUGGUGCAAUUCUUCCGAGUUGGUGAUUCUGGGCUUUCUGACAUCUGAUUCUGUUUCUUUUGCUUCUGGGGUCUUGGAUUCCGGUUCAUAGAUUGAUUGAAACACAAGUUAUUUGGGUGAUAUGCAGUCUCAUCAGCUACAUAACCCACUGGAGGUUGUGCAUUCUCUGGACCAAGAAAUAGGCCCCAGUGAUAAUGCCAGUGACCCAAAUGUUAAGCCAUUCUCUUUGAGGCAAUAUGUCCAUGCCACUCGUGAAAGGGAUAUUUCUCUCAAUUGGCCAUUUCCAGAGAGAUAUCUAAAAACCUGUCUAAAGCAUGGCAUCAUCAAUGUGUUGCCACCCCUUGAAUCCCAUGAUCCAACUAAGGAUCAAUCACUCAGAAAAGAUGUGGGUUUAAGUUGUUCUCAAGAAGAGAAAGCUACUGAUGUUUCAGUCCAGAAUAAUGUGACAAGCAUCAAUAAGGAUUUAAGCUGUUCUCAAGUAGAGGAAGGAAAUGUUGUUUCCACCCAAAACACUGUUAUGAAUACCAGUGAGGAUAAAAUUAACAAAGCUAGUUGCAAUUUAUACUUUGAUGAAUCAGUUGCAGGAGUUUCCAGGGAAGUCUGCCAGUCUCUCUCUAACAGUAGGUUCAAGUGCGGAGAAGACAACCAACUUAGUCCUGAUACUGUUCUUGAGCCCGUAGUUGUGGGAAUUCAAUCAUCAACUACUGCACCAAGUUUGCAUUCCCAAGAUGGCCACAGCACUGAAGCACUGACUUCCCCUAAGAGGUUCAGGCACAAACAAAGAAAACGUAAGAGGAAACUUAAGAAACGAUCAAUGGUUGAAAUCUGUGCUGUGGCAAAGCAUCGCACUUUAGAGGACCUGGAGAAGAGUUACAGGUUGGGCUGUGAUUCAGUGACACCCCAGGAGAUUUUUGGUGAAGAAAACGUGCAAAUGACUCAUGUUGAUCAUGGUUGCAAACUGGAACUAACUGAGGACUGCUCAGAGAAGAAGUAUCAAAGCAAUCAUGAUGCAGCUGCAGAUGAAAUGUUAUCAAGCAAAAGAAAGCGAGAAGUAAAGUUCAAGUUCAGCAGAUGCAAACCUAAGUCAUGGGACAAAAAAUUCAAGUUGUCUAAAGUAGCUGACAUAAAGGAUCCAGGAAGCUCAGCAGCCAAAUCUACAGCGAACUAAUUCUAUGUCAAACCUAAUUUUCAAAGAUGCAGCUCAAGCUGAAAGAAUAUAGGAAGUCCAUGAAGAAUGGGGCAUGCACCUUGUGGCCAAAGGAUUAACAAAUAAAUUUAAGAAGUGGAAAGAAGCAUGGAGAUUACAGAAGCAGCUGUGAGAGGAAAGAGAUGCAUAAUUCAUCUAUGGUUUUGUGUUUGGAUUCUGGGAAAUAGACUUUAGUUUCAGAUGAUGCCAUAACUAGUAUUUAACACCUUUUUCUUCCCUUUUUCUAAGAUCAACAUAUUUGUAGGAUGAUUAAAGCAGCAGCAAUGUUUAGGUCAAUGCAGGACGAAUAGAGAAUAUGGAGUUUAGUCUCUCAGUUGGA
Vitis riparia (riverbank grape) is the source of this 1851-nucleotide messenger RNA. RefSeq lists its product as uncharacterized. Bases 447 to 1493 code for a protein of 348 amino acids. The transcript is spliced from 5 exons. NCBI's taxonomy places the organism in Eukaryota, Viridiplantae, Streptophyta, Magnoliopsida, Vitales, Vitaceae. The record is from RefSeq and is a predicted model, not a curated record.